Messenger RNA from Xenopus laevis (African clawed frog), 2047 nucleotides. It is a transcript of the gene ints12.S, whose product is annotated as integrator complex subunit 12 S homeolog. The coding region runs from base 498 to 1892 and encodes 464 amino acids. Gene Ontology annotation, biological process: snRNA processing; snRNA 3'-end processing; RNA polymerase II transcription initiation surveillance. Gene Ontology annotation, cellular component: INTAC complex; integrator complex; nucleus. The record is from RefSeq and is a predicted model, not a curated record. NCBI's taxonomy places the organism in Eukaryota, Metazoa, Chordata, Amphibia, Anura, Pipidae. The transcript is spliced from 8 exons.
GGGUGCGGUGGCAACCCUAAAUUUGUAGCACCAAACUCAUUAUAUAGUACACCUCCUAUCACAGUACACUGAGAUGGGUUGCUGGGAGUUGUAGGCACCACCACACACUUAUGUUAUAAUUACUGGUGACAGGGGAAAAGUCACCAGGACAGGCAUCUGAUGAUCUCCAUUGGUUCCACAACUGUACUCCACUACUCCCCGACCCCUUUUGGCUGGGCUAAAAAAGCGCUAUAUGCCCAGUUAGACGCUCAUAGCUCCCACGACGUGGGUGGACCAAGGAAAGGUCUAGCUGCAAUCCUCCAGAUCCGGGUGACGCAGUACCGGAACCCUUGAACACUGUCUGCGGGGAGCCGUAUUACUGAAGGACCACGCUCCUCCCACACCCGGAAGCGGCGGCACAGUGCAGCUAGAACCGUAAGACAAAGCUUGGAAGCAUUGAAUAUUUAUAUUGUAUGGUGAAAUAGUUGUAGCAAGGUUUGUCCGCUAAAGUGAUAACCAUGGCAGUCACUAUAAAUACUGAGCUGGACCCUGUAUUUUUGAAGGCACUUGGAUACCUCCACUCAAAGAGCAAGGACUCUGCUGAAAAACUGAAGGCGUUGCUUGAUGAGUCACUAUGCAAGGGCAACGACUCUGUCUACCGACCUCAACCCAAGGAAGUGGAGCAGCCCAAAGCAAUGUUGUCUAAAGUUAAGCCUGAAACAAAGGCCUCUAGCAGUACUCCAUCCAGCAGUAUCCUAAGCAAACCACUGGCUUCAGAGAAAGUGAAGAAGGAAGCUGAGAAGAGAACUGCUGAUAAGAUGAAAGUGGAAAUCAAUGACAUUAUGGAUAUCCCAAAGAAGCCUCGUAUAGAAAAGACAGAAGCUCGCUCUUCCCCUGUCACAGUACAGUUAAGCAAGGAUUUGCCUGUGCCAGAUCUCUCAAGCUUUGAAGAGACCAGUGCUGAUGAUUUUGCCAUGGAGAUGGGGUUGGCUUGUGUUGUUUGUCGGCAAAUGACAGUGUUCUCAGGCAAUCAGCUGGUUGAAUGUCAAGAGUGCCACAAUCUGUACCAUCAGGACUGCCACAGACCACAGGUCACAGAUAAAGAUGUGAAUGACCCACGGUUGGUGUGGUAUUGUGCUCGCUGCACAAGGCAAAUGAAAAGAAUGGCACAAAAGAAUCAGAAGCCUUCACAGAAGCCCGCCCCAUCAGCUGUAUCUGCAGUGACACCUGUAGCAAAGGAUCCCUCUGUUAAUAAACCUGAGCUGAAAUCCAAAUCCGAUUCUGCAAAUACAUUCUUAGCCUUUAAAAGAGCAGAAGUUAAGGCUUCCUCGGCAGUUUCAUCAAAUCCCUCCAAUUCUGGUGUAUCAUCAUCCUCUGCCAGUGGCCUGACAGGUUGGGCUGCAUUUGGAGCCAAGACAGCCAGUGCUGUACCAGUGUCGGGCAAACUGGGAACAAACUCCCAGGCAACCAGUGGAAAGCCUCCAUCACUUUCCUCAGUGCAGAAAGCUGGAACAGUACCGGGCCUUACUCCAUCUAAAGCAGGAUCAGUAUCUAAAAGCGGGUCUGGCGGAAGCAGCAGCACAAUCCCUCUAAAGCCACUGCCACCCCUCAUACUGGGGAAAACAGGACUCAGUCGUUCUAUGAGCAGUGAUAAUGUCAGUAAGACAGGACUUCCCAGUCCUAACCCAUCAUCCUCUGGAAGUGUUAGCAGUCUUAGUAGCCAGCUAGGUAGUAAUAAUGGAAGCAGUAAUACUGCAGGAAGCAAUGUGAACUCUAGCAACAAGGUGGCUGUGGAUCCCAGCAUGCAGCAGUCUGGAGCAAAAGGUCCCACCUCACAGGAAUCCCAGCUAAAUGCCAUGAAACGUCUACAAAUGGUUAAAAAGAAAGCAGCACAGAAAAAGCUGAAAAAGUGACAUUUCUUUUUGAGCAUACUGUACUAUGACUUCAUGGAUUCUUAAUCAAAUUAUCCUUAAAGGAUAAAAAGUGAGAGAAAAGUAAUAUGCCUGGGACAUUUGCCUAAUCUAUGUUUCUAUGUAACUAACAUGCAAAUAAAACCAGUUAUGUUGUG